Capsicum annuum is the source of this 1485-nucleotide messenger RNA. Its product is annotated as TIR-only protein-like. The record is from RefSeq and is a predicted model, not a curated record. Gene Ontology annotation, biological process: signal transduction. Bases 345 to 974 code for a protein of 209 amino acids. The transcript has 2 exons. Lineage: Eukaryota; Viridiplantae; Streptophyta; Magnoliopsida; Solanales; Solanaceae.
CAUGAUUUUUUUAUUCUAAUAAUUUAAAUUCGAAAUCUCUAAUUAAUAAUAUAAGUACCUAUUCAUUCCAUCACAACCUUCGUGAUUGAAAACUUCAAAUAUUCCUAUAUUAUUAGUAGUAAUAAACUCCAAAAUUAUUCCAUGUUCAGACAUUCAACUUCCUUCAAAGUUCAAACCAAAAAAAUAAAAAGAAAAAAUAAUCCAUUUCUUCAAAUACAUCAACCUAUAUAACUAGCACAAGGAAACAAAUAUUUAGCAACACAACAUUCCAUUAUAUCCAAAAGGAAAAAAAAAAGUUUUACAAUACUCUAAAUAAAAGAGCAAAUAAGGAUACCAAAAAAAGAAUGCAACGUUCAUCAUCAUUAGUUUCCAACUUAUUGCAACGCCAAUUAGUUCAUCAAAGGCAAAAGAUUAGCAAAAACCAAAUGAUUAACAAAGUGAUUAGAUCACAAUUGCCAUGUGAUGUUUUCAUUAAUCAUAGAGGUAAUGACACAAAGAGAACCAUAGCUUCAUUAUUAUAUGAUCAUUUGACACGUUUAAGGAUUAAUUCCUUUUUAGACAAUAAAAACAUGAAGCCAGGUGACAAAUUAUUUGAGAAAAUUGAUAGUGCAAUUGAAGAAUGCAAAGUUGGUGUUGCUGUAUUUUCACCACGUUAUUGUGAUUCAUAUUUUUGUCUACAUGAAUUGGCUCUAUUUAUGGAAUCAAACAAGAAGGUUAUUCCAAUUUUUUGUGAUGUGAAGCCCUCUGAGCUUCGCAUUGUCAAUAAUAAUAAUAAUAUUUCGUUUGGACCAACAGAAAUCGAGAGGUUUAAUUUAGCACUUGAAGAGGCGAAACACACCGUUGGACUUGAUUUCGAUUCUAACAAAGGGAACUUGUCGGAUGUGGUGACAAAAGCUGCUGAUGUUGUCAUUGAGAGCUUGUUUGAGAUUGAGGAAGCUGAACUAAUCAGAAAUUCGAUUAAAUUAAUUAGUUAAUUAAUUAAACACAUCAUAAUCAUACCAUUUCAAAAAAUAAAAAUAAAAAAUAAAAAUAAAGGCAAGUUAACAUGAAAUAAUCAGUUUAAUAUGUUUCAAGUGAACUAUUCAUCUUGUUCUUUGCGGUAUAACAAGCAGAUAUAUAUCAAUUUUUUGUUGUAUAUAAGUAACAUGUCCAAAGUAGCCCCUCCUUCGAUCCUCGCACAUAUCAGAAGUUUUCUUGUACUGAGGUUUUUUUUUCUAACAUGUCCAACUUGUUGUAAGUAUAAUUUCCAUUGAUCCUAUGUGACGGGGAGGCUGAAUUAACUAUGUGGUCAUUAUUUAUUUAUUAUUGUUACCAAGUUUGUUCAAGUGUAAAGUUCAUUCAAUAAAAUUCUUAUUAAUGUUAAUUUCUUUAUGUCCUUUACCUUUUUUUUUUAUCAAAUUAGUGCAAAAUCGAUUUUAUAUAUUUUCCCCAUUUGUAAAACUAUGAAAAGCAAAUUGUUAAUAGUGAGAAAUAAAUGAUAAUUUU